Messenger RNA from Galeopterus variegatus (Sunda flying lemur), 1925 nucleotides. Its product is annotated as integrin alpha-4-like. The record is from RefSeq and is a predicted model, not a curated record. Gene Ontology annotation, biological process: cell-cell adhesion; integrin-mediated signaling pathway; cell-matrix adhesion. Lineage: Eukaryota; Metazoa; Chordata; Mammalia; Dermoptera; Cynocephalidae. The coding region runs from base 181 to 1905 and encodes 574 amino acids. Gene Ontology annotation, molecular function: integrin binding. Gene Ontology annotation, cellular component: integrin complex; external side of plasma membrane. The transcript has 15 exons.
CCGACUUCCCCUCCCUGCCUCCCUCUGUCCCUCCCUCCCUGCCUCCUUCCCUCUCGCCCGCCGGCGCCGGACACACCGCGCCUCAUCUCUCGGGCGCCCUUCCCUCUUGGCCAGCCGUCGCCUCCCGUGCAACUUCGGGGCAGUGGGCGCUUGCUGUUGAAUGUUCCCCGCCGCGAGCGCAUGGCUGGGGAAGCGAGGCGCGGCCCCGGCCCCCGAGGGCUCGCCGUCUGGGAGGCGGUGAUGCUGCUGCUGAGCCUCGGGGUCCCGACCGGACGCCCCUACAACGUGGACACCGAGAGCGCGCUGCUCUACCAGGGCCCGCCGCGCACGCUGUUCGGCUACUCGGUCGUGCUGCACAGCCACGGGGCCAAGCGCUGGCUCGUAGUGGGGGCGCCCACUGCCAACUGGCUGGCCAACGCUUCAGUGGUCAAUCCCGGGGCGAUCUACAGAUGCAGGAUCGGGAAGAAUCCAGGCCGGACAUGCGAACAGCUCCAGCUGGGUAGCCCUAAUGGAGAACCUUGUGGAAAAACUUGUUUGGGAGAUAGAGACAAUCAGUGGUUGGGGGUCACACUUUCCAGACAGCCGGGAGAAAAUGGAUCCAUCGUGACUUGUGGGCAUAGAUGGAAAAAUAUAUUUUACAUAAAGAAUGAAAAUGAGCUCCCCACUGGUGUUUGCUAUGGAAUGCCCUCUGAUUUACGAGCAGAACUGAGUAAAAGAAUAGCUCCAUGCUAUCAAGAUAGAGUGAGAAAAUUUGGAGAAAAUUUUGCAUCAUGUCAAGCUGGAAUAUCUAGUUUUUACACAGAGGAUUUAAUUGUGAUGGGAGCCCCAGGAUCAUCUUAUUGGACUGGCUCUCUUUUUGUCUACAAUAUAACUACAAAUAAAUACAAGGCCUUUUUAGACAAACACAAUCAAGUAAAAUUUGGAAGUUAUUUAGGAUACUCAGUUGGAGCUGGUCAUUUUCGGAGUCCACAUACUACUGAAGUAAUUGGAGGAGCCCCUCAACAUGAACAGAUUGGUAAAGGAGCAGUAAUGAAUGAAAUGGAAACAGAACUCAUUGGUAGUGACAAAUAUGCUGCAAGAUUUGGGGAAUCUAUAGUUAAUCUUGGUGACCUUGACAACGAUGGCUUUGAAGAUGUUGCUAUUGGAGCUCCACAAGAAGAUGAUUUACGAGGCGCUAUUUAUAUUUACAAUGGCCGAGUAGAUGGGAUCUCAUCAACCUUUUCACAGAGAAUUGAAGGACUUCAAAUCAGUAGAUCAUUAAGUAUGUUUGGACAGUCUAUAUCAGGACAAAUUGAUGCAGAUAAUAAUGGAUACGUAGAUGUAGCAGUCGGUGCUUUUCGGUCUGAUUCGGCUGUGUUGCUAAGGACAAGACCUGUAGUGAUUGUUGAAGCAUCUUUAAGCCACCCUGAGUCAGUAAAUAGAACAAAAUUUGACUGUAUUGAAAGUGGAUUGCCUUCUGUAUGCAUGGAUCUAACACUCUGUUUCUCAUAUAAAGGCAAAGAGGUUUCGGGUUAUAUUGUUUUGUUUUAUAACAUGAGUCUGGAUGUGAGCAGAAAGGCAGAGUCUCCCUCAAGAUUUUACUUUUCUUCUAAUGGAACUUCUGACGUGAUUACAGGAAGCAUGCAAGUGUCAAGCAGGGCGGCUAACUGUAGGACACAUCAGGCAUUCAUGCGGAAAGAUGUGCGGGACAUCCUCACCCCAAUUCAGAUUGAAGCUGCUUACCACCUUGGGCAUCCCAUCAUUAGGAAGCGAAGUACAGAGGAAUUCCCACCACUUCAGCCAAUUCUUCAGCAGAAGGAAGAAAAAGACAUGAUUAAAAAAACGAUAAACUUUGCAAGGUUUUGUACCCAUGAAAAUUGUUCUGCUGAUCUACAGGUUUCUGCAAAAAUUGGAUUUUUGAAGUAAGUAUAGAAUGUUCUCUGUUG